UCUAAACAAAACCAGCACACGCCCUCUGAAGAAGAAGAAGAAGAAGAAGAAGAAGAUGGGGAAGAAAGCGAAGACGUCAAGGAAGGGGAAGAAGGCGUGGAGGGCCAACAUAAGCACGGAGGACAUCCACGACCACUUUGAGAAGUCCACCAAAGACGCUCUCUCCGGCGGCAAUCUCUCCCAGGCUCCCGAUGAAGCUCUCUUCUUCGUCGACAGCUCCAAAGAUCUUUCGGUGAAGAGGAAGAUUGAGAAGCAUAGAGAGAAAGUACUUCACAUGGACAGCAUGCUACAGAAAAACCCAUUUGUAAAAGCAGUGCCUUCUUCGACGCUAAAGAAGUCCAAGAAAAAACGCAAACAGAUUGCAAAUGCUGCAGAUGCUACUGAAUGCGGUCCUGAGGGUUCUGUCUCAACUUCUGGCAUGUCUGACCUAUGGGGUGAGAAGGGUGGUGACAACCGUGUGGUCAAGAAGAAGAUGAAGCCUACACCUAUUCCUGCUGUAGAAGUUGAGCCUCCAGGUUGCUCAUAUAAUCCAACAGAUGAAAGUCAUCAGGAAGCAUUGGCUCAUGCUGUUGCAGAUGAAAUGCAGAAGGUCUAUAGAAAUGAGUUGGGGCCUGAACCAGUGCCACUAACUGUUCCAGGGGAGACUAUUGAUGAAGAAGAAAUGUACUUCAUUGAAGCAGAUGAAGGCAGUGAGGAUGACAUGAAUCCAGAAAAUUUGGAUGAGAAUGAGGAUGGUACAUCUGAGAGAAGGCUCCUUAAAAAAGAGAGGGUGACCACAGUCGUAUUAAACAAGAGAGCUAGGCGUAAGGAACAACUGAAAAGGGAAGCAGAAGCUAAAAAGUUGCAGAAACUUUCCAAAGAAAUUGAUAGCUUACCCGAUAUCAUUCAGGAAAUAGCCAAAGAGGAUGAGGAGAAGCAAAAAAGACAUCUUCGACAUGUUGUUGCCAAAAAGGAAAAGUCUAAGUCAUGUCCCCCACGCUUGGGGAAGCACAAAUUUGAACCUGCCCCUGUACAAGUACUUUUGACUGAAGAAAGAACUGGAUCCAUCCGCAAACUGAAGGGUUGUUGCACUCUUGUCAAGGAUCGUUACAAGAGUCUUGAAAAAAGAGGAUUAAUCCCAGUAAAGGCCAACAAAAGGAGACAAUUUCUUAACUAGAUUUCAUUACGGGAAUAGAAGAUGAAGAUGUUCAUCACAGUCAAUGGAAGAUCACCCUUCUGAAGUCAAAUAUACCCAAGAUUUGUCACAAUUUUCAUAGCUUAUAGCUCAUUUCAAUUCACUUAUUUUUUCUCUCUGGUGCCCUUCUCCUGCCAGUAUACUUGUUUCAUCUCUAUUUGGAUCAAAACUUGAAAGCUCCCAGUUCAAACAUCACUCAGUUGUACUCAACUCGACUAUUAAUUCUUACUCAAUUGCCGUCUACCGUGGAUGAA
Argentina anserina (silverweed cinquefoil) is the source of this 1428-nucleotide messenger RNA. RefSeq names its product ribosome biogenesis protein NOP53. NCBI's taxonomy places the organism in Eukaryota, Viridiplantae, Streptophyta, Magnoliopsida, Rosales, Rosaceae. Gene Ontology annotation, cellular component: nucleolus. The record is from RefSeq and is a predicted model, not a curated record. The transcript has 11 exons. Gene Ontology annotation, molecular function: 5S rRNA binding. Gene Ontology annotation, biological process: rRNA processing; ribosomal large subunit assembly. The coding region runs from base 56 to 1156 and encodes 366 amino acids.